Chinchilla lanigera (long-tailed chinchilla) is the source of this 1397-nucleotide messenger RNA. It is a transcript of the gene C1qtnf12, whose product is annotated as family with sequence similarity 132, member A. The transcript has 8 exons. Gene Ontology annotation, molecular function: hormone activity. Gene Ontology annotation, biological process: positive regulation of D-glucose import across plasma membrane; positive regulation of insulin receptor signaling pathway; negative regulation of gluconeogenesis. Lineage: Eukaryota; Metazoa; Chordata; Mammalia; Rodentia; Chinchillidae. The record is from RefSeq and is a predicted model, not a curated record. Bases 369 to 1298 code for a protein of 309 amino acids.
UGAGAAGGAGGGUUUGGGGGCGGGGUGGGCAAGGAGGCGGGGGCAGUCCCUGGCGCCAGCCUGUUUCCUGGAAGGGCAGGAGGGGUGGUCAGCGGGUCCGCCCCUGGCCCGCCCCGCUGAAGGGCUGGUGGGUGGGCCAUGUGAGCCCUCCCCUCAGGGCCCCCCGGCAAGGCUCAUUUGGCAGCGCACGCCUAUGCGAGGGCUCUGCAAGGAAAGCCUGGGACAGGAGUGAGUCGUCGCACUGCCGUCGCCCCGCAGAGCAGACAUGCACCGGCGGCGGCCGGGCGCGCCCCUGGGCCUUGCGCCCGCGCAGGGGCUCUGAGGCCGCCGCCCCCACGAGAGCGCCCCGGUGCUGAGUCGCGCGAGCCAUGCAGUGCUGGGCCGCAGCCGUGGCCGUGGCCCUGCUCUGGCCACAGCUCAUGCUGCUUAGUGGUGUCAGCGCGCGGCGGGAGCCCAAGAGGCCGCGCCUGCCGGGCCAGCGUACAGAGUCUCCCAACACCACUGCAUCCGACAGUGAGGGGCUACCAGGCUCCGCCAAGCCACCGGAGGCCUCAGGGCCUGAGUUCACCGAUGCCCACAUGACAUGGCUGAACUUUGUCCGUCGGCCAGAUGAUGGGACUUCCAAGCGACGGUGCCGGUGCAGGGACAAGAACUUGCGAGGCCUCUUGGGUCCCCCAGGCCCCCCUGGGCCCCCUGGACCCCCAGGGUCCCCCGGUGCCCAAGUCACCCCAGAGGCCCUGCUGCAGGAGUUUCAGGAGAUGCUGAGAGAGGCCACAGAACGACGGUUCUCAGUACUGCUGGACACAUGGCUGCCUCAGGUGGGUGGCCAGCAAGUAGUGGUUGAGGCCUUUCACUGCCGGCUGAAGGGCCCCAUGCUGGUGGACCAGAGGACCCUGAUGGAGCUACGGGGCUUCCAGGCUCCCACAGCCCAGGGUGCCUUCCUGAGGGGGUCCGGACUGAGCCUGGCCUCCGGCCGAUUCACGGCCCCCAUCUCUGCCAUCUUCCAGUUCUCUGCCAGCCUGCACGUGGACCACAGUGUACUACAGGGCAGGGCCCGGCUGCGAGCCCGGGACACUGUGCGUGUCCUCAUCUGCAUAGAAUCUUUAUGCCAUCGCCACAUGUCCCUGGAGGCCAUCUCAGGCCUGGAGAGCAACAGCAGGGUCUUCACAGCACAGGUGCAAGGGCUGCUGCAGCUGCAGGCUGGACAGUACGCCUCUGUGUUUGUGGACAACGGCUCUGGGGCGGCCCUCACCAUUCAGGGCGGCUCCACCUUCUCUGGUCUGCUCCUGGGCACAUGAGGGCGCUGGGAAGGAACUGCCAGCCACCUUGGGGAGAAGGUGAAGAGGAUCCCCAUGUUGACCCCUGUGGUCACAACAAUAAAGAGCCCCAGCCCUCCC